AUGAGCGAGGCAGACGGAACUGGUGAACAAGAGCUACUUGACAAGGCUGAGGCGUUUGUGAGAGCACACAUGGCGGGAUACGAUCCGUCGCAUGAUUGGCCUCAUGUCGAUCGAGUCAGAAGACUUGCAAUGAGAAUUGCGAAAACCUUGAACCCUCAACCUGAUUUGUUAGUAGUGGAAUUAGCAGCUUUGUUCCAUGAUUUAGACGAUAAAUAUCGUACCCUCUCUUCACCAACCCUAUCUUCUCUCCUCUCACCAUUCCUCUCUCACCCGUCUCUCUCCCCCAAACAAGCCGACCUCAUCCUCCAAAUUAUACCGUCCGUAUCGUAUACAUCGGAGCUCAAAUUAACCAAGAACGGUGAAUGGACCUGGCAAUCUAGUUGUGCAGAGUUACACGCGGUUCAAGAUUCGGAUAGGCUAGAUGCAGUAGGUUCAGUGGGGAUAAUGAGGUGCGCAGCAUUCAGCUGUAAAGUCAAUCGAAAACUUGUGGAAGAUUCCGAAGGAGGAGAAUCGGCAGAAGGGCAUUUCGAGGUGAAAUUGCUAAGGAUCAGAGAUAGAAUGAAGACACCUUUUGGAAAAGAAGAAGCUGAAAGAAGACAUCAGACUAUGGUAAAUUUCCUGUCUUCCCUUUCGAGAGAGAGAGAGUUACUACAGUGA
Molecule: messenger RNA, 657 nt
Organism: Kwoniella botswanensis
Lineage: Eukaryota; Fungi; Basidiomycota; Tremellomycetes; Tremellales; Cryptococcaceae
Exons: 6
Coding region: 1-657 (218 amino acids)
Source: RefSeq, a predicted model, not a curated record